AACUUUUGGUUUUUACAAGCGUGGAAGAUCUAUCCAUUCUAGAUUGGACACACGCCGGAUUUUCGAAACGAUCGACGACUAUGUUUAGUCGUUCUUUUGGUUUUACUGGUUUUAGUUAGUCGGUCGACUUAAGUGUCUCUGUUUUCUCUGUUUUUUUUCGGAUGUUCUGAUAUCGAUCUAGUGUUGCUGCUUCAAGUUGACGACUUACGAUGUCUGUGGAUGGUUUUGUGGGUUUGUAACGUGUUGGGUUAAUUGAUUUUAAGCAAUUCUGGAGCAAUAUGAGUUUGGAUUUGUGUGCCGUUUGUGGCGUUGCUGCUGGACAACGAUGUGGCGGAUGUCAGCAGGUGGCGUACUGUGGAAAAGAUCAUCAGCGAGAGCACUGGAAGAAAUUGCACCGGAACGAGUGUCGCUGCUAUAAGAUCGAGAAAAACAGCACCUUAGGGCGUCACCUGGUUGCAACUCGGACAAUUCGCCAAGGGGAGCUGAUAUUCCGCGAUCCGCCACUGCUGCUGGGACCAAAAAUGGCCAGUGUCCCGUUGUGUCUCAGCUGCCAACGAACUCUGCCGCCUCUGCUGGAAGCUUCAAAAAACAACGAUUUCCAUAAAUGCACCAAAUGCGGUUGGACGUUGUGCGGUGAUGAAAGUUGUCAAUCAUCGGUCUCCGGCUGGCACGCCGAGGAAUGCCAACUGCUAUCAUCCCGGGGCUAUCGGCCCAGCAUUAGCUACAAUCCAGCGGAUCCGACCCGGAAAGAGUCCGCAUACUGUGCAAUUGUGCCGCUCAGGGCGUUGCUUCUGAAACGGCGCCAACCUCAAAAGUAUGCCUUCAUCCGAACGCUGGAAUCCCACAUCGAAACACGUCUGAAGUCACCCUUGUACGGGGUCGUCAAGUCUAAUUUGGUGCCAUUUUUGCGACAGGUUCUGGGCCUUCAUCAAGAGAUCAGCGAGCAGGAGUUGCUGGAACUAGCCGGCAUUCUGGAUACCAACUGUUUCGAGGUGCGACACCCGGAUGGGCGGAUGAAUAUAAGAGCUUUGUACGAGCUGGGGUCGAUGUUGUCCCACUGCUGCCGUCCGAAUACCAAACACUUUUUUGACGACUCCUUCCGACUGCUGAUGGUGGCAACAGUUGACAUCCCGAAGGGCGAAGUGAUCUCGAUCUCGUACACCCAACCGCUGAUGAGUACAAUCCAGCGCCGGUACUCGAUAAAACAGGCCAAGUGCUUCGAGUGCUGCUGCGACCGCUGCCAGGAUCCAACCGAAUACGGAACCUAUGCCGGAUCGAUCAUCUGUCCGCACUGCAGCAAAGGAAAGGUUAUUUCCGCCAACCCGCUGGACUUCCGUUCCGAUUGGCACUGCGAUAAUCGUAAAUGUAGCUUCCGGGAGACGGCUCAACAGUCCCUGGAACGAACGGAAGCCCUCCGGGGCGUCAUCAUCGGUCUCGGCAAGGAUCGGCCCCAGGACUACGAACGGUUUCUCCUGACGCACCAAUCAAUGCUGCCUCCCUGGAAUACCAAUUUGCUGCAGGUGAAAUACGCCCUGACCCAACUUUACGGCAGCCGUGAGCUCCAGGGAUUUCGAUUGUCCGAACUCAAUCUGGAGCAGCUGAAGCGGAAGGUUGAACUUUGCCGGGACCUGUUGGAUGUGGCCAGUCGACUGGAGCCGGGUCUGAGUGUGUUCCGAGGCAAGCUGCUUGAGGGUCUCGCGGAAACUCUUUCCGAGUGGCGGUCCCGAGUUGGACCGGAUCUGUUCAAUGCCGGGAAGCUGGAUGAAGAAGGGCUGCUGCAGGAAUACAAUGACCGGGACCAGAACCAGGACCAGGACCGUCUUCGUCAGCGAGUGAAACACCCUAAGGGUAGCAGUAAAUCGAAGGAGACUCUGUCAUCGCCGGGCGAUAAGCGAACCAUGGCCCAAUUCUUCACCUGGGUACAGAACGAAAUUAAUGAAAUCAACAAAUCUGAUCCAACAAGGGUCUCUAAGAGCGCUGCCUAGCUGUCGCAUUCGAAAAUUCACGGCCCAAAAGUCAGCAACCGACCAGAAACAAAAAAAAAGUCACCCUAAUUGUCUUCUGCUCAACUGCUGUUUAACAUAAAAUAAUCAUUUAGCCUUCAAAAGGAUCUAAGUUUCGGUUUACUGCUGCUAGGCUAAAAAUAUAUCUCUCUGCCAAGGAAACACGUGGAAACUUUAUCGUUUUCCAGCUAUCCUGGGCUUAUAACCGUGAAAAGGUGAAUCGUUUGUUGAAAUUAAGAUUCUGCGGAACCACACCGACGUCGUCGUCGUCACAGAACGAGAUCUGGAUGAGAAAAACCGGGAGCCGGGAGUCGAAAAUAUCGCUGCCAUGGUCAUCAAGUGUCAUGCGAGCGGAACACUUAGGCCUCUACAUUAACCAACUUAUUUUGGGAAUCACGAAGAAAGAAACUGGAAAGGCUUGCACUCUUAUCGAGAUAAUGGGAACUUUUGCUGUUUUCUCUUGAUGGGGUUGACUAAAUUGGUGUGUUGA
This is a messenger RNA of Uranotaenia lowii, 2493 nucleotides long. Its product is annotated as SET domain-containing protein SmydA-8-like. Gene Ontology annotation, molecular function: protein binding. The transcript is spliced from 7 exons. The record is from RefSeq and is a predicted model, not a curated record. NCBI's taxonomy places the organism in Eukaryota, Metazoa, Arthropoda, Insecta, Diptera, Culicidae. Bases 279 to 1985 code for a protein of 568 amino acids.